Molecule: messenger RNA, 1164 nt
Organism: Triticum turgidum subsp. durum (durum wheat)
Lineage: Eukaryota; Viridiplantae; Streptophyta; Magnoliopsida; Poales; Poaceae
Source: the annotation of a GenBank genome assembly
AUGGAACGGUGGACCGGCGUCCUCCACGUCCCGCUCUCCCAAGGCGGCCCCCUCUUCCGCGUCGCUGCCUCGCUCAUCCUCGCGCCCUCCAAAGCCCUCGCCCGGCUGUCGGACGCCGCCUACCUCGCCAAGCUCCUCGCUGGGAAGCUCGCCGGGGAAGCCAACGCGUGGGUGGUCGAUGCCGCUUGCUUUGCCGGGCCGUUUGCGGUUUACCGAGGGCUUGUGCCGUCCGUGGACACCGUUGGCGACCCUGAGCGGUAUGACCCCACUGGCCUACCGGCGGCGGCUGGCGUUGCCAGCAUCUUGGCACAUUGUAUUCGGGAGGUCUCAACAGCUAAUUGUUCCAACAGUCUUGUGCACCUGUGCAGUACCAGCUUUCUCCUCCUUCCCCUGCGACAAGCUCCUGUGUUUGAUCCAGAAACAAAUUUGAAAGAUAACCACACCAGGAUCGCUAGGCCAUUUGUUAUGAAACCAGGCCGGAUUAUGCAAUUUCCAAAUACCCCACAUGACCCCUGCAACCCCAACGGCAGUUAUCCCACGUUUGCUUCCAGUAAAAGUCUUAAGCCAGGUAUUCAGAUACAAAAUAAGGUCACGAGGGGGUCAUUGAAUGAUUCUGCAGGCAAUCAAGAACCUACUGCGUCAUUGCUACCGUCGUCUGCUCCUAAAACUAUCAUCCUGGGGUUCAGUAAGGGUGGAGUUGUCGUCAACCAGCUUGUGGCAGAACUUUCUAAUUGGGCCUCAAAAUCAGCAAAAGGUUCAGUUGAUAUUUCACGGCAAAACCCAGCCCUCUUGACCGGUGAUCUAUUUGUUCCUGCUACAGCUAGUGAUAUUUUAUCAAGUAUUUCCGAAUUCCAUUAUUUGGAUGUGGGCCUCAAUUGUGCUGGAGCAUACACUACUGAUCAUGCGGUGAUCAAGGGGAUAGCCAACUAUGUUUCCCAGACUAGUGAUACUCCCCGUUUCGUCCUUCAUGGGACUCCGAGGCAGUGGUCUGAUCCGAACCGCCCAUGGAUCCUGGCCGAGAAGAACACGAUGCUGCGGUUGCUUCAGGACGAGGCCAACAAAUGUGAAGGAAGACUGACGCUAUCUGAAAAGAAGUAUUUUGAUGGUAGACCACGCAGUCUCCUGAUGCAUUUUGAGAUUCUGGAAGCAAUGGACAUCUCCUGA